Rhodamnia argentea is the source of this 1488-nucleotide messenger RNA. RefSeq names its product cysteine proteinase 15A-like. Gene Ontology annotation, cellular component: lysosome. The coding region runs from base 94 to 1200 and encodes 368 amino acids. The record is from RefSeq and is a predicted model, not a curated record. Gene Ontology annotation, molecular function: cysteine-type endopeptidase activity. The transcript is spliced from 4 exons. NCBI's taxonomy places the organism in Eukaryota, Viridiplantae, Streptophyta, Magnoliopsida, Myrtales, Myrtaceae.
ACCACUCUCUAAUUCUCCUUCCAUAUCUAUGAACAUUGAACGCCACCGUAUCUCGCACACCAACAAUUUACUUCCCUCGCUCCCUCUACAGUCAUGUACCGUCUCCCUCUCGUCCUCUUCUCCAUCAUCGCCGCGGCGACGGUCGGGAUCGCUCCGGCGAAGCCCGUCGAGCGCGACGAUACGCUGAUCAGGCAAGUCGUGUCGGAAGAAAGCCGCGAGGAUGACUUGGUCCUCGGCGCGGAGCGCCACUUCUCCGACUUCAAGCUCCGGUUCGGCAAGGCCUACGCCACGCCGGAGGAGCACGACUACCGGCUCGGCGUCUUCAAGGAAAACCUCCUUCGCGCGAAGCUCCACCAGCAGCUCGACCCCUCGGCGGUGCACGGCGUCACCAAGUUCUCCGACCUCUCUCCGGAGGAGUUCCGCCGGAAGUUCCUCGGCCUGAAGCGGCUCCGCCUCCCGGCCGACGCCAACAAGGCGCCCGUUCUGCCUACCGAGGAUCUCCCGACGGAUUUCGACUGGCGCGAUCGUGGUGCCGUCACCGGCGUCAAAGACCAGGGGGCGUGUGGGUCGUGCUGGUCUUUUAGUGCGGCCGGAGCUCUGGAAGGAGCUCAUUUUCUGUCCACUGGAGAGCUUGUGAGCUUGAGUGAGCAGCAACUUGUGGACUGUGACCACGAGUGUGACCCUGAAGAACGAGGUGCAUGUGACUCAGGAUGCAGUGGCGGGCUGAUGACAACUGCCUUUGAAUACACGCUUAAAGCUGGUGGGCUAGAGCGAGAGGAAGACUAUCCUUACACCGCGACUGAUCGUGGCUCGUGCAAAUUUGACAAGAGCAAGAUUGCCGCAUCAGUUUCGAACUUCAGUGUUGUUUCCCUGGACGAGGAACAGAUUGCAGCCAAUCUUGUUAAGAACGGUCCCUUGGCUGUCGGGAUCAACGCAGUGUAUAUGCAGACAUACAUAGGAGGAGUGUCGUGCCCAUAUAUUUGCUCUAAGAAUCUAGAUCAUGGGGUGCUCUUGGUUGGGUACGGAUCUGCCGGUUACGCUCCCAUCCGGUUCAAAGAGAAGCCAUUCUGGAUAAUCAAGAACUCGUGGGGACAGAACUGGGGCGAGAAUGGAUAUUACAAGAUCUGCAGGGGCCGUAACAUCUGUGGCGUCGACUCGAUGGUUUCCACCGUGGCUGCUAUUCACACCACAGCUCAUUAGGUCACGGGGAAUUACACAAGAAAUUCUGUGCCAGGCAUCAUAUGGUUUCCUUCAUGAUCGCCCCUGGUGAGAGCAUGUUAUGGUAUUGUUUUUAGGUGUCUGUAGCUUUUGAAGACAUUGGGCACACAGUUGAAGAACACAUAAAAUGCUACUGCUGUUGUAUCUGUAAAUUAUAAGAUGAUACCGCGACCGUGGUUACUGGCUUGCGUAAGCUAACUUCUCGUGGUCAUACAUACUUAUGUGGCCAACACUGAAAUCAUAAUGUAUCUAUGUGUGCUCUUGAAUUCA